This is a messenger RNA of Kickxella alabastrina, 729 nucleotides long. RefSeq lists its product as uncharacterized. The annotation marks the transcript as partial. The transcript has 4 exons. The record is from RefSeq and is a predicted model, not a curated record. NCBI's taxonomy places the organism in Eukaryota, Fungi, Kickxellomycota, Kickxellomycetes, Kickxellales, Kickxellaceae.
UGUGGAAAAUGAAAUAUACAAAAGGGAUAUAAUUAGAUGUGUAAAAUAAGGAAACUAAUGCAAUAUAGGCUAUUUUUGGUGGUUGUGAAUCUGGUAGGAUCGAGUUUGCGGCGCGCGGAAUAGUUGCAGUGUUCCUGACCCAUAUGGCAAUCGGAUACAGCGUAGCGGUAGUGAUCUGUACUUGCGUUGGGAUCCCGUUGAUGUUUGAUGCAUCGGAGGCGCAGCGAAAGAGCGGAUACAAGUUGGUGUCGGUGUCCAUCAUUGUGUCCAUUGGGUUUAUACUCCUGGCGGUAGUACUCACGCUAUACCACACACAGAGGGGCGGCGGCGUAAAACAGCGCGGAUCGCCAAAGCUUCCGAUAGUCAUAAUCCCGCGGCCCUGCUGUGACGCACUGUUCUACUGCAUGUCUGUGCUGCCGGCGGCUGGGGUAGUGGUGGUGUGGACGGCCAUGACGGAGGAAGGGGGCUGGCGACGGGCUGGCACUGGGGGUGGCUGUAGAAACAAUGAAUCUGUAAGCGAGCUUGGCAUGCAAGCGGCCCCGCACACGAUGGCGCCUUGUGUUAACAGGAGCAGUGGUGUGGCGCUUACAAAUGUCAUUGGCCCAGUCGUCGUAGACGUGCGCUUUUGCUAUCUUUGCAGCGGCGGUGGCGGCACGUCUGCGACUCCAGACAGGCUGUGCGCUAAGUGCAAGUACGAGGCAAUGCUGCAGAGGGCCAUGCACCGUACGU